Messenger RNA from Prorocentrum cordatum, 10379 nucleotides. The record is from the annotation of a GenBank genome assembly. Lineage: Eukaryota; Dinophyceae; Prorocentrales; Prorocentraceae.
GCCUAAACUGCAGAUCAUCGAGGAUUGGCAGCUCGAGGACCUCGUCUGCGGACCUCGAUGCGGCGGGCUUCGACCAGGACGACUAUGCGGGCGCCAGCACAAAGGCGGCACGUACGAGGUCUUCCGCUGCUGACGACGAGGGCGACGCCUGCCAGGUCGAGGAGGGGCCCCAUGCCGACUCGGAAGAGGAUCCCGCGACCGAGACCGACGAGGUGCCGCUGUCGCCCUCGGCCGCGCAGGCGGCGGGAGAGCACGGCCGCGCGGUGCCGCCGCGACACCGCCGGCCGAGGGGGCUGCAGGACCACGCCGCCCGCGGGGGCGUCGGCGCCGCCGCGCUGGGGCCAGUGGGCGGCGGCGGCGGCGAGCCAGGGGCCUGCGAGGGCGAGGGCGCCGACGGCGGCCCGAGCGCCGUGAGCACCUAUGCGGGGCUGAGCGAGCUCGAGCUGGCCGAGCGCAGCACUUUCGGGAGCGCGCCCCCCCGGCGCAGCGCGACGCCCGCGUUCCGGGACGCGGCGACGUCGCCCGUCGGCGGCGGCGGCCUCGCGGAGGGCGGCGCGCAGGCGUUCGGAGGCCUGGCGCGCGGCUUCUUUGGCGACGGCGCCGACGCCGGGCUGGGGGGCGCCCCCGCUGGGGACCCAUCUUCCAGUGGCGCGCAGGCCGAUCGGGCGCCGCCGAUGCCGGAGGGCAAGGGUUCUGGCGAGGCGCAGUGGCCCGGCGCGGCGAGCGAUGCGGACCCGGGCGCCGCCCCCGACGACGGCCGCGACUCGCUCGGCGUCGCCGCGGGGGCGCGCCGUGAGCUCCGCGAGAGGCAGGCGGCGCUGCGGACCACCCGCAUCAACGGGGACGACCUGCCCGAGGCAGGGCCCGGCUCGCGGACCGAGCCUGUCUCGAGGGCCCUGCGGAACCUCAGGAGGAAAGAGACCGGCAGAGACUUCCUGACAGACCACGUUCAGGGGCUGUCCGGUCCGACCUUGCCAGUGCCGGCGAAGAAAGUGCUGAAGACCGGAGCCGAGGGGCCGCCGCAGCCCCUGGACGAGGAGGAGGAGGACGACGCCGCCGACCAAGGGCGCCUUUCGUUCCAGCGGACGGUGGCUGUCACUGCGAAGAAGAAGGAGGGCGUGGACUCGCUGCAGCGGCUGUCCCAGGGCGCGAAGCGCGCCAGGGCCCUCUUCCCCUCGGAGCUGGCCCACGCGAGCGCCUCCGAGCGGCCGCAGGAGGCCAGCGAGCUGGACGAGGCCGCGCUCGCGCCUGGCUGGAGCGGGCUGGUGCCAGCCUUCUCUUCCAGGGCGGCCGCGGCCGAGCGCCAGAGCACUCCGGGGAUGGACCGCCAGAUGUCGGAGCGGUCGGCGGACUCCAACUGGAAGGAGAGGACGCCCUGCGCGUCGCCGCGCCGGGGUCCGCCAGAGCGGCCUCCUCGUUCUCAAGGCAGACGCCGCAGGUCUUCAAGACCCUGUCGGCGAGGGGCCCGGCCCAGAAGAGCCCGUCCAAGGAGGUCCCGUCCAAGGAGGUGGUCUUCAGCGCCGAGGCGGGCGAGCGCAGGACGGAGCCCGUGCUGCGGGGUGCGAGGUCGCUGCAGCUGCCGCAGGAGCGCAGGAGGCCCGCCGCGGGCAGGGCCUCGGAGGACCCCAGGGGGAGGCCGAACUCCAAAGUGGUCGCGGGCUCGUGCUGCUGCCGACGGCGGCGGCGACUCGGCGGGCAGCGACUGCGACUCGCUGCCGGACACGGGCUGCAUGGUGGACGUUCUGAUGGAUAAGCCUCACGCCAAGGUGCCCCGCGGCAUCCCGCCAGGAGUGGCCAGCACCCGCCUGAGGCGCCUGCGCGGGGUGCCCGCCGCGGGCGACGCCGAGGGCGGCCUGCUCCCGCCGGUGGGGUCGUCGCCGAGGCGGCCGCCGGGCCAGGCCGCCGCGGCGAACAAGGCCGCGGCGCUCGCGGCCGCGCUGCGGCCCACCGGCGGGGCGCCGCCACAUCGCCGAGGAGGAGGCCCAGAGGGCGCCGCGCACCGCCGUGAGCGGCAGCAGAGAGCCCAGGACAGGCUCCUGCUCCGCCUGCGGGCGGCGGCCGAGCGCCUGGCCGCCCAUCACUCUGCCCAGCCAGCGAUGGCACGAGAGGGGAAGGGCAGAGGCAGCGGUGGCCGAGGCGGCAAGGGCCACGCCCAGGAAGGCGGCCAGGCCAGUUCCAGCAAAGCGGACCAGAGGGCUCAAAAAGUCAUUGACUCCGUGGCGGCCUGCACGCUGGACGAGGCAACUUCCCACCCAAAGUGGCAGGCGCCCCCAGCUGACCGCGCAGGUAUCCAGAAGUUCCUGAGCAGUGCGGACCAGAGGCCGAGGAAACUCGGCGACCUGGUCGUCGCCAAGCAGGCCGCGGGCGACAGCACGAAGGAGCAGCUGAUGGAAAUCUCGGUCAUCAAAUACCAGAAGCUGGUCACGAGGAGGCCGAACGACCAGCUGCAGGUGCUCAGCAAGAGGCGCAAGGCCGUCAAACUUGAAGUCAUCGCCCUCGAGGCCAAGACGAACGAGCUGCGGGACGACCUCAAGGCCAAGCAGCAGGAGUUGAGGCAGCUCGAGUCCAACAUCGCCGACGUGCGGGCCGUGCUCGCAGACGGCGGCGCGGCGGACGACGAGGGCGACUGGGACACGGACGGGUUCGGCUUGGCACCGAGCUGGGAUGCCUUCCACAAGGCCGUGAUCGACAGGCGCCUGCACAGCGAAGCACCUGGUGACGGAUUCCCAGCUUGGCCAGCGGGAGUGGUGGGGCGAUCGCCACGCUCAAGAGCCAGCUCGGCAGGCAGCGCAACCAGAGGCUUCGCCGAUCAGGUGGCCAAGGCGAAUGCGGAGCGGGCCCACCAGCAGCAGCGCCAUGCCGAAGCCGAGCAAGAAUUUGCUGCCGAGCUGGCGGAAGUCAGGAGGGUCGCCCGAGAACAAGCACUCCGCCACAACGGCGAGCAGGCGAAACUCAGGCUGGCACUCAAGGAGGAGUCAGAGCAGCUGCAGCGCAUCACCGCAGCGGAGAGCGCAGCCCAGCAGCAGCAGCAGCAACACAAGGCCCUCCGCCAUGAGAUCAAGAAGCAACACGCCGAGCAGCUCGAGUUCGCGACGCAGAUGGAGGCCAGGAUAAUCAGCCAUGACACAGCCUUCAGUCAAGCCAAGGCAGAGGCCGAAGCUGCGACCCAGCGGGCAAAUCACCUGCAUGAGCAGCUUGAGCAAGUUCGAGCGGAGCACCGAGAGCAACCGCAACCCCAGGACAGGGUCUACCAAGACCUGCUGCGGGCAAGAGCCGAGGCGCAAGAGGCAUUGCGACGGGCCCAGCACGAGAGCGCCCAAGCGACAGCUACAGCGGGCACUCUCAAGCAGCAGCUCACCAGGCAGGAGCUGGUCAUGGAAGAGAAGUUCCAGGAGGCCAAAAAGAACCACGCCCUCGAGCUUGAAGCUGCCGCCGAGUCAGCCAGGGUCCAGGCAAUCGCCCAGGCCCAAGUGGUUGCCAAUGCCAAGGGAAAAGGGGCCCUCCCGCCGGCAGAAGCGGCCAGGCAGCUGAAGCCCGCGUACACUCUCCAGCAGUACUCCAAGCUCGAGGCGGGCGCUGCGCAGCGUGCAGUACACGUGGCAUACCAUGAAGCAGCGGAGCUGAGAAGCGCCAACGAGGAGCGGCAAAUCCCGCACGAGGUGCAGGCAUUGCAGUUCGCCCUGCUAAGGACUAGAGCAGAGGAGGAGGAGAUUGCGAAGGCCAGCCUGAAGGACAAGGAGGCAAUGCGGGCAGAGCUCGAAGGCAGUGCUGAGCGAAUAAGGUCGAGUCUCACCCGCCAAGUCAUGAUAGAAGAGGCGAACGCACAUGACUUGCAGCUGCACACAGAGAGCCUGCGACAGGAACUGAGCAGCUACGCAGUGCAGCUGAGCGAGCAAAGGUCCAACGCAGAGGUGCAGGAGCAGGCGCUGGAGGAGGAGCUCGCCCAAGCCCUCACCUUCAGGAUCGCCAGCGUGGAGGGGGCCUCCGCCAUGGAAGACUUUGCCAGCCAGCAGAGGACGGGCAGGGAGGAGGCCAUUCACCUCGCGCUGCAAGAAAGCCUCCAGCGCUCCAGCACGCUACACACCGAGCUAGACGCCAUCGCAAAGAAGGAGCAGCAGGGCGCGUCGGAGACAGAGGAGCUAAAGCUGAGAAUGCAGAGCCUGGAAGCCAUUGCAGCCAGCAGGGAACGUGAACGCAAGGCCAUGGUCAACCUGUACGCCGAGAUGAGGCAAUACGGGCAGGAGGGCUACGACUUCACCAAGAGGGCAGCUCAUCACCUCGUCCAAGGGGGCCACCUCCCAACGUCCCAAGAGUCCAUGGGCGACUACCAGGAGGCCGCUGACCUGUACGAGAAAGCCAGAGGAGCAGCCGAGGCAGCGACCGCCACAGCGGAGUCCCCCGCUGCGACCAAUCUCCAAACUGGUGCAGCCGAGGAGCGCCCAGCCAGCAGGGGCCGCAGGCAGAGCAGCUCCUCGCCUCGGAGGCCAGCAUCAACCAGGUCAGCCAGGCCAGCAGCCCGCCAGACCGACGAAGGCGAUGUCCCCCUCAUAGAGCGUGACAGGUCCAGGAACCCCGACAGGCCAGACCCGCACGAGGAGGCAGAAAGAUACGAGCGCGAACAAGAUGAGUUGCGCAGACAAGAUGCUGAGGAGAAAGCACAAUGGGAAGCCGUACAGAUGGAGGAGGAGCUGGAGUCCGUAGUGAGGGACCACGAGGCGAAGGAGAUCCAAAGGCGCUACUACGAGGAGGCCCCCUUGACCCAGUUCGGCACAGCGGGCACGCAGGACUCCCGAGCGGAGGACGACGGCUCGGAGCAUGCGCCGAUGACCUACCCCGCCAGCUGGCCGCCCUGGAGCCAGGAUCACCCCACACCCGAGGAGGGUGAGGAAAUGAGGGGGAUCACGCAGCACGAGGCAGACACAGACCUGGCAUCCACGUCAAGGGCUAGCUCGGUACCAGCAGAGCAAGGCGACCCUCCUACCCCGACAGCAUCUCAGGUAAUCUUCAUCCCAGCAUCGCCAGCGCCACUCAGCGAGAGGUCACCCACGCCCACAGUUCCAUUCGGGCAUGACGAGCAGCGCGGCCAUGGAGGUGGAGAGGGAGCCGACAGCUUCGUAUUGACCCCUCCCCCUGCGUCCCAGCAGAACGCGGAGGCGGCAGCGGCCAGCAUCGAGAGGCAGUGCGAGGGCAUCGACAUCAUGACGCGCCAGCACACCUCAGCCGCCGCCGCAGCUGCAGCCCUCGAAGAGGCGUUUGGACCCGCGCCCGCAUUUCCAGGAGAAGACAUCAGCCAGGCCCACAAGGGUCAGCGGGUAGACUCUGGAGAGUACUCCCAGGAGUCCAGGGUCCCGAGGGGCCACAACUCCAAGCAGAUGUGCUACCGCAACUGGCAUUGGCAGUGGGAGGGCCACUCCCAAUCGCAGCAGCCAGCAUCAACAGCGGUAUCAGUCACCUGGGUCUCGAGGGGCCAACGUGACACCACCACGGCCGACACGAGGGCCGCCCGCCGCGUCUCGAGGGGCGCUAGUGUGUCCCCCCCCGCCAUCCGAGUCCACGAGAUCGAGAACGUGGAAGGGGCCUUUCUCGACGGUCAAAACUCGGCUGGCAGCGAGGCAGAGGAUGGCAUGGAGCAGUGCUACGAGGGCAUGGGACUGGCGCCAGGCAACGACAUCGAGUACUCCCCUGAGUACGUCAAUGCAGAGAGGGCCAGGCGUGGCCGCGUCAACGUCUGCGACGACGUCGACACUACGACCCUGCACAACAUGGCAAGGAUGGCGCUGGAGAUGUGCCCAUCGCGCGAGCUGCCGACCAGGCGGACACACAUCUACACGGACGGCAGCUACAACGGCAUCCCACAUACAGCCGCCUGGGCAGUAGUGAUUGUCGACGAGUACGACGACGGGCGCAACUCACGAGGCCCGUUCGGUUUUCGGGGUUUCAUUGCUGGCAAGGUCACCGAGACCCUAGACGACAUGGCAAACAACGAGAAGGUGACGGCAUACACAGCUGAGCUCACGGCAGUACUUUGGGCACUAAUGUGGGCCCUUGGUCAAGACACCGACGCGCCCAUCGAGAUCACGCCCGAUGCCCUCAACGUUAUCAACCUGGCCAAAGGCGAAGCCCAAUGCCGCGUACAUCCGAGGUCGGGGGCCGCCAUUCGCACGCUUGCAGGCCUCCUCCAACGAGCCCGACCUACCCAGUGGCACCAUAUUAACUCGCACAUCGGGCACCCUUGGAACGAGCUCGCAGAUGGGAUAGCAGAUCAAGCUUCGGCCAGCGACCUGAUGGACCCGAACAUUGCAGCAGUGCAGGCGAUCGCUCACAACAAGUUCCUUUCCUGGGAAUGGCUGCGAUCAGAGCCAGAUGCGGUCAAGGCCGCAUACCCGCCCUUGCGGAACAAAGACUUCAUCAUCGAGGCCACCCAGCCGCAGGCAGCCCCAGGAGCGAUCCAGAGGCCCAUCAGCACCACCACCAUCAAGGCCGACCUCAACGUGAAUUUGUACACCUACAACUGCAGAUCACUCAAGGCCGCCGUUAGCUUCAAGUCGGGCAAAGGCAAGGCGGCCGGCAAAAGCAAGCAGAGCCUCUCCAAGGUCACGCACCUAGCAGCACAGUUUGCUGACAUGGGCCUGCACGUCGUCGCCCUGCAGGAGACGCAGAGCGAAGGAGACGUCCGCAAUGUAGGUGAAUAUGUUUGCUACUCAUCAGGCCACACGCAGCAGAACAGAGGAUGCGACAUCUGGCUCAACGUCUCCCAACCAAUCAGCGCGAGUGGGACAGCGAAGUACCUAAGUGCCAAAGACACCCUCGUCCUCCACCAGCACGACAGGCUCUUGAUCAUCAAGACCCGCGUUGCAGGCAUAGACAUGGUUAUCGCAUCAGCAUACGCACCCCACGAAGACUCCCACGCGGCGGAGAAGAGAGACUUCUGGGAGUCUGCUCAGCGAUUGUCUGCCAAGUACCGAGUGGACAUCUUCAUGGGGGACCUGAACGGGCGUCUUGGCGACUGCGAGUCCCCAGGAGUUGGCACCAGUGGGUACCCAGAAGCGACCAACGGCAAUGGCAAGCACAUCAUCAGCUUCGCUGCCGACGCCAACAUGGAGGUCAUCAACACCACGAGGGAUCCAGGCAACAACUCAUAUACGCAUGUCGGAUCGAAGGGGCAGCACCACAGGAUAGACUACAUCCUGCUGAGCUCCUCGAUCGCCCCGUACGUCGCGAGUUGCAGCACGGAGCCAGGUCUGGGCCGAGGCACAGCUGCACAAGACCACAUACCAGUACUAGCCACCCUCAAGUGGGCCGUCUGCAAGACCACCAAGGCCUCAGGACCGAGGCCCGACCUGACCAACUUGAACAAUGACGUCGCCAAGGCCAGCUUCAAGGAGAUUCUCAAGCAGGCCUCGAUCAUCCCCUGGGAGGUGGACGUCAACACCCACUGCGAGGAGGUCACCAGGGUCGUCAACGACGCGGCCAUCCAGGCCUUCGGCAAGGCCGUCAAGGCAACGAGGAAGCCCUACGUCACCAAGACUACCAUGGGCCUGAUCCGAGCCAGGCGCCUCGCACUCCGAGUCCAUCGCGCAGUGCUCAGAGGAGAAGCCCAUGACGACCGACCUGGACGACUAGUAGCCCACGCCCAUUCUCUUCGUGCAGGCGAAGUAGGGGACUCACUCUCCCUGUGGAGCAGAGAGCGUGGCGAUGACGGUGGCACCAUCCACGACAUCCACCACUACGCGCACCUCCUCCUGAACUGGACAAUCUCGCCCAUGGUCUACGCCAUGGCCAUCCUUUCCUUCCUCACCAGGUCUGGGCCCAUCGUUGCCGCGGCCGUCGAGAAGGACCGCAGCGCAUUCCUCAGUCGGCUUGCCUCGACUGCGUCCUCCGCCUCCGCUGCGAACGACGCUGCGGCCCAGUGGAAGGCUUACCGCGACCUACUAAGGUAUGGAGGGAGGAAGGCGAAGUUCCCAGCAGGAAAGCCGAUGCGGCUCGACAAGGAUGGAGAGGUGAUCCACAACUCCCAGGACAUGGCGGACCAGGAGUUUAACCAUUUCGCGAAGAUACAGGCGGGCAAGAUCGUGACAGCGGAUGAUCUUGCCAACAAGUACAAUCACGACAGCAAGAUCAGGCCCUUCGACGGCAUGCUGGAUCUCUCCACGGUGAUGCCCAUGGCCGUCUGCCAGGCCCAGUUCGCCGCGGCCAAGGCUGGGGCGCAAGGAGGCCCCGACGGGCUCACGAACGCUGUCCUCAGGGCGGCCCCCACAGAGGCAGCGAGGCUACUGCACCCCCUCUUCACCAAGGUGGCGACCACCGUGAGAGAGCCGCUGAGCUUCAAGGGUGGAGACCUGGUCGCAAUUCCCAAAGGAAAAGGCGACCCAAGGUACCUCCAAGCCUACCGCGAGAUCCUCUUAAACAACGUCCUGGGCAAGCACCACCACAAAUACCUAAGGACCAUGCUCAACACUACCCUCGCCAUAGCGCUGGAGGACAUCCAGGUUGGCGGCCGGCCCAAGCGAGGGGCGGACAUGGCGGUCCUAGCAGCACGCCUCUUCACAGAGAGAAGUCAGGCCCAAGGGAAGUGCUCCAUGAUAAGCUGCUACGACUUAAAGGAGGCCUUCUACUCGGUUGUAGUCCAGCUGGUUCAUGGCAUCCCAGGCGAGGAGGACGAAGUCAAGGAGGUGCUAGAGAACCUCGAGGUUCCCCUGUGGGCCCAGCCGCAACUGGAGCACCUCAUGGCCAACCCAGGGAUACUCGACACAGUGUUGGACGGCUCCCACUUGGCUGCCCUCAUUGCAGAAGGUUACCGCAACAGGUGGACAUCACACAGGUUCUCCCAGAACCUCAUGGCGCCGCACAAGGGCACGAGGCCUGGCGUGCCCCUGGCCGACGCGGACUUCAAUCUGCUAUUCGGCCGAGUCCACCGCAUGAUUGACAGCUACCUUGCGCAGCGAGGGCUACGCGCCCGCGCGUCGGCCGCGUGCGCGGCUAGGAGGCAACAGCAGUAUAAACAUCAGCCGUCGGAGCUCUGCGCGGGUCACUCGAGGCGCGCGGAGCGUGCCAGGGGCGGCGCCGUGGGCGCCGCCAGCGGGGGCACUGCAGCGGAACGCGCGAGCUCCGCCGGGUUCCAGGUGGACAGGCUCGCCGCGGCGACGCGCGGGCGGGCCUGGAACCACGGCCUGGGCCCGCGGUCGCAGGGGAUGCUGCGCCCAGCUCACGCCAACGGUGCGAGGACUAAGUGGAAGAAGCUUGCGUGGGCCCCCCCCAAGACUCGCACCUAUAAGGACCCCAACACCAAGGCUUGGGCCACGGCGUUGCGCUGGGCAAAGCACCUCGGCAAAUGUAGGCAGUUUCUCACCAAGGAGGUUGCAGGCCUCCAGGAGUGUGCAGCCAUGUGCGAGCUUACUCCCAACCAGCACGUUAAGCUUCUGCGUGCGCUGGCCGAUGCUUCCAAUUUCAUGAUAAAAGUUGGUAUGCUGUUCGUGCUGACUUUUCGGGCGCUCAAGCGCCUCAACCAGAUUGCCCCGUGUGUGACGCCGCGUGCGCUAGUAGAUGACGUGUCGCUGCAGCUGGUCGCCACGACGCCUGACACCUUGCCGCAGCUAGAGAAGGCAGUACGGAUUUUCAAGUACGACGCCCAGGUAUUAGGGCUGAACACCCAGCCCAAGAAGUCUGGUAUCGUGGCGGCCUCGGGAAGGUCCAAGAGGUUGUUUCGGCACGGAGCGGCGCAGCUCAAACUGCAGUUUCGGCCAUGGAUGCGCAACCUCGGGCAUGAGUUAGCUGGUGGCAAAGUGUUGAGGCUCCAGGAGAAGGCACGCCUCAAGUCUCUGAAGCAGCGCCGCCGCAAGUACAUGGCGCUGCGCAGCGCCGUUGGGCGCAAGGCUUCGCUCUUGUUCAGAACGGGAGCGCUACCAGCUGCUGGGCAUGGUGGCGGUGUCUCUGGAGUUUCUGACGUUUCUCUUCGAUAUUUCAGACAGUUGGCCUCGACCCUCGCCGGGGGUAAAAAGCAUGGUGGAGUCACAGCGUAUCUCCUCGCUCACCGCGACCCCUACUACGAUCCCAUAUUCGACUGCACGCUCAGCAUAUGCCUCCGCUACGCGGCCUGGAUCUGGGACAGCAGAGUUUGUCUUGGGAGGGCCCAGCGGGCCUGGGCCCAACUACGUCUUUACUUCGACGACAACCCGACGUGGCAGAUAGCGAAGGGGCCCAUGUCGGCCUGCUGGCUUUCCCUUCAUCGUAUCGGCUGGGCCAUGACCAGCGCCCACACGUUCCUCUCGGACACUAAUAUCACGAUAAACUUAGUCACGACUUGCCCGUACGACGUCAAGCUAUACAUGAUAGAAGGUAUUCAGAGGUUGCUCGGGCUGGCUGGGCAGCUGUCCAAUUAA